AUGGCCACGUCCACGCAGACAAUCACGCUCGAGAGCGCCCCUGGUAGUGAGGGUAUCGAACACCAUGAGCUCCGGCAAAUCCGAAAGCCUGCGGGUUUCACCAGCACUCCGGUGACUGAUGCGGAACGAGGCGCCUCGUCCUCGGGGACAGCAGGAGGCUCGACGUUGGGAGCGUACGAACAAGAGCACAACCCAACGGCAGAAGAGCCACCGCAGCCAUGGCUGAAGAUCUUCAGCGUGGGCUUUUCGUUCUUCUGUGCCGGUAUCAACGACAGCACCCUGGGUCCGUUGAUUCCCUACCUGCUGGUCUCAUUCUCCAUCGGCACUGGUAUGGUGGCUGUCCUGUACGCGUGCAAUUUCACGGGCUGGAUGGUUGGCGCCUUCAGCAACCCCGCCCUCGCGCCGCACUUGAAGCUGGGCCAGCUCCUCUGCCUCGGCGCCCUCCUCCAGCUGGCCGCGCAGGUGCUGCGGCCGUUCGGGUGGUCCGGCCUGCCCGCGUUCGCUGUGUCGUUCUUCCUGCAGAGCCUGGGGACCGCGUAUCAGGACGCGCUGGGCAACACCUUUGUCAGCGGCGUCCGGGUUGCGCACAGGUGGCUGGGGUUCAUCCACGCCAUGUACGCGCUUGCAACGCUCGUGGGGCCGCUCCUGGCCACGGCUAUUGCGUCGAAUGCAACCCCCGGCAACGGCAGCGGGUUUGUCGGGGGCGAGGAGUCGUGGAAGAGGACGUAUUUUGUCACUGUUGGCCUCGGGGUCGUCAACGUGAUGUGGGUGAUGCUCGCGUUUAGGGAUACGCUGUGGGUGCCCCGGCGGGCUGACGGUGUGUCGAGAGGUGGUGAUGAGGAGAGGCAUGGGAGGACUGUAGCCGAAGAGCAGGAUGAGCAGACUGCGUUGUCUGCUCUGCGCGACAUGGGCACCAUGUUGAAGGUGAAGGACGUCUGGCUCAUUAGCCUCUUCUUCUUCUUUGCCCUCGGGGCUGCCCAGACUGCGGGUGGCUGGGUCGUCAGCUACCUCGUCGAGGUGAGAGGGGGAGAUGUCGCCAAAGUAGGCUAUGUGCCCUCCGGCCAAGCCGCCGGCAUGCUGCUGGGCCGUCUCCUGCUCCCGGAGCCAACCCAUCGCUUUGGAGAGAAGCCGAUGUUGCUCUUGUAUUUUGUCAUCAGCAUUGGUCUCCAGCUUGUGUUCUGGCUGGUGCCCAACAUAAUUGCUGGUGCCACGGCCUUGAGUAUCAUGGGCUUCUUCCAGGGCCCUUUCUUCGCGACUGGAGUCUCAGUUGCAUCGAAGCUGUUCCCACGGAAGAUCCAAGCGGCAGCUCUUAGCUUCAUAUUUGUGGUUGCUCAGGCAGGCGCUGCUCUCUUCCCUUCAUUGACGGGCCUGAUUGCUGGGAAGGCUGGUGUGCAGGUACUCCAGCCUAUUGUGCUUGCUCAACUCGUGGUGGCAACCAUCUUCUGGGCAUUUGUGCCUAAGGUCCAGCAGCGGAGGGAAUAA
Diaporthe citri is the source of this 1482-nucleotide messenger RNA. RefSeq lists its product as uncharacterized. Bases 1 to 1482 code for a protein of 493 amino acids. The transcript is spliced from 5 exons. Gene Ontology annotation, biological process: transmembrane transport. Gene Ontology annotation, cellular component: membrane. The record is from RefSeq and is a predicted model, not a curated record. Gene Ontology annotation, molecular function: transmembrane transporter activity. Lineage: Eukaryota; Fungi; Ascomycota; Sordariomycetes; Diaporthales; Diaporthaceae.